GCGACCCUGGCGAAAGAAGGAUCUGCAACGAGAUCCUGGCUGUGCGUUCCCAGUGUCGAGAAGAGGCUACGGGUGAAGAGCUUCAGCGCAACAUGCAGAAGUUUGGCCAACCGGUGGGAGAUGGAGCCCAGCGGUAUGAGUUGUUUCUCAUUCCUUCUGUGCUCCAGACCAAGCGAGAAGUCCUGCAGAGACUGCGCCAAUGA
This is a messenger RNA of Symbiodinium sp. CCMP2456, 203 nucleotides long. The record is from the annotation of a GenBank genome assembly. NCBI's taxonomy places the organism in Eukaryota, Dinophyceae, Suessiales, Symbiodiniaceae.